Messenger RNA from Dovyalis caffra, 966 nucleotides. NCBI's taxonomy places the organism in Eukaryota, Viridiplantae, Streptophyta, Magnoliopsida, Malpighiales, Salicaceae. The record is from the annotation of a GenBank genome assembly.
AUGUCUUCCAUUCUACCUAUAGUGAUCUGCGUAGUUAUGUUGUUUUGGGGCAACUCAGACGCUCAAUUAUGUCCCACAUUUUAUGCUACCACUUGCCCGAAUGUGUCGAGCAUUGUACAAGGCGUGGUACAGCAAGCUGCGCUAAAAGAUGUCCGGAUUGGAGCCAAGCUCGUUCGCAUGCACUUCCACGAUUGCUUUGUCGAUGGCUGCGAUGGCUCUAUUCUGCUGGACGAUGCGAAUGGCAUAGAUAGCGAGAAAGAUGAAAGCCCUAAUGUAUCCGUAGAAGGUUUUGAUGUCGUUGAUGACAUUAAAACAGCAGUGGAGAAUGUUUGCCCUGGCGUUGUCUCCUGCGCAGAUAUAUUAGCCCUUGCAUCUGAAAUAUCGGUUUCCUUGGGAGGAGGUCCAACAUGGCAAGUGCCACUUGGAAGAAGGGAUAGUAGGACUGCGAACGCAUCAAGAACUACCGAUCUCCCUGGUCCUUUUGAAGACUUGGGACAAAUUACAAGCAAGUUCUCGGACAAGGGACUUGAUUCCACCGAUCUAGUUGCUUUAUCUGGUGCACAUACAUUUGGGAGGGCUCAGUGCCAGUCUUUCAGCCGGAGACUCUUCAAUUUCAGUAAUGAAAACCCAGACCCAUCCUUAGACACAACAUACUUACAGACACUUCGGCAAGCAUGUCCUCAAGGAGGAAAUCCAGCUAGAUUGAACAAUCUUGAUCCUACAACCCCUGAUGAUUUUGACAAUAACUACUUCAAAAAUCUCCAAAACAAUCGUGGCCUUCUUCAAACUGAUCAAAUACUGUUCUCUAAUGGUGGGGCUGAUACUGUUGCCAUCGUCAACCUGUUUGCUAACAGCCAAACCAGUUUCUUUGACAGCUUUGCUUGGUCUAUGAUAAAAAUGGGAAAUAUAAGUCCAUUGACAGGAAGCAAUGGAGAGAUCAGAGCCGACUGCAAGAGGGUCAAUUAG